AUUGUUGUACUAUAUGUUGUUCCUUCAGUCAUAUAUUGAGAUAAUAAAACCAAUAUAAAACCAUCACCUUAUCUUUACUUAAGAGAUCACUUAUAGAGAGGUCUGAAUGACUUCUUCCUUGUUUACUUCCCCUACAAAUUUUAAUGCACUUUGCAGUAGCUUUCCCUUGAGUUGGAAUGCGUCUCAUUCUUCCAAUAUGUGAGACCAAAGUUCAGAACCAGACCACAAAGGUAGUUUUCUCAGAAUUAGAAUAUUAUACUUAUAAUUGGGAGGUCGUUCAUGUUACUAAAGCAAUCAAUAAAUAUGAUCUGUUAGCCACGGAUCCCUGUGCAUUGUCUAAACAUAAAACAGGGAUGACAUGGUGCCAAUCAGCCCCACCACUUGUGCAGUUCUUUACCAAUAUUGAGAAUAUAAGGAUCAAUGGUUCAUCAUCCAUUCAUGGUAAUGAAAAUGAGCUUGAUUGGCAACUUUAUGUAAGAAUGAUUAGUUCUAGUUCCAUGCAUGUGUUUUUAUGAUAAGGAUCCUAAUUUCUAGCCUUUUAGCAAGUAAAUAUUCAUUUUGUAUUAAAUUUGCAUGGACAUUUGAUUAAAUUGUUAAUCAUAAGGAAUUAAACCCAAUAAUAUUUUAUGUGCUAACUAUGAAGAUUCAUAUAUUUGUAUGUUCAAAUUUAAAUGGAAAUAGGGCAUCAUGGCACUAAAGGGUCAUAUGAAGAUUGCUAACCAUUAUCUGGUGUUUCUGCUUUUGAUGUAAAUCGGUUUAGACUGCUCUACUGUGAUAAACUUCAGUUACUAUUCCAGAGUUGUGAGAAACUGAGACCCCAUUGCAUGGAUUCAAAAUUAUUUGUCAACAUCAUGUUGCAGAAUCAAUAUCCUAGCCUUGCCUGUUGCCUUUGGACCUUGUGGGCAAAUCUGCUGCCUAUCAUCAGUUCCUUUUCUUUUCUUUUUUUCUUUUUCAGAAUACCUUUGGGGCAGCCCCUCCCAUUUACCUUUCUUUAAUGUCUUCAUUAUUACUAUUUUGGCAGGUAUUGUUUAGCCAAUGACCACUUGCUAGAAGCUGUCAAAUUUCUGGAUCUCAGUAAUGGUGCUGGUUGGGAAGUGCUUCAGGUUAACUAACAUUCUGAAAUUUAUUAUAAUUGCCAAUAAUUUGUCAUUUACCAUGAUUUUUUGGUAUGUGAAUGCCAUUCAUCCAAUAACAUUCUCACAGAACUUGGUAAGAAGGGGGCUGCUAAUGUGUGGGUGUGUUGGUAUUUUUUCUGGGUGGGUUGGGAGCUUGUUAUAACCUCAGGGCACAUUGUAUUGCGCAUUGUAUUUCAAAUGAUAACAGGCUGUAAUAAAUUAAUAGGGAUUUUGUUCAAACUGCUGUAAAAUGUGGAUGUUAAUACAACUCUUUGAUAGAC
Molecule: messenger RNA, 1396 nt
Organism: Rubroshorea leprosula
Lineage: Eukaryota; Viridiplantae; Streptophyta; Magnoliopsida; Malvales; Dipterocarpaceae
Source: the annotation of a GenBank genome assembly